AUGGUGUCAGCAGUUGACGAGACUAAUAUUAAAGUUGUGGUGAGAUCAAGACCAUUGAAUCAGAGAGAAUUAUCUCUCAAGAGUAGUUCUUGCUUAUCGAUAGGCAAAUCGGAAGGAAAAAUCAAACUGGUGAGAAAGGAUAAGGAAGAUAAGGAAUUUUUCUUUGAUGGAGUUUUUGAUGAAACUUCUGCUCAAACUGAAAUUUAUAAAGCUACAGGAGCAAUGUGUUUGGAGAGAUUUAUAUUGGGAUAUAAUGCUUGUAUCUUUGCAUACGGUCAAACAUCAAGUGGAAAAACCUACACAAUGGAAGGUGUGAAAGGAGAUCAACAACAACAAGGAAUAAUGACUCGUUUUGUGAGAGAGCUCUUUGAAUAUGUGAGAAAGGAACAAAAGAAAACGGAUAUUACCAUUAAGGCUUCAUAUAUUGAAAUUUAUAAUGAAAAUAUUCACGAUCUUCUCCACAAUAGAACUGAAAAGUUAAAAUAUGAUGUUAGAGAAGAUAAGGUGAAGGGAAUUAUUGUUACAAAUCUCAUUGAAAGGCCAAUCGGAAGUGAAGAGGAAUUGAACGAGUUGUUGGAUGAAGGAGCUAGUAGGAGAACUGUUGGCGAAACCAAAAUGAAUCAAUUCUCCUCAAGAUCUCACGCUGUUCUGACAAUUUACAUGGAUCAAGUUGAUAAAGGUGAUGAAGAUGGUCUCAGUUUGAGAUCCAACAAGAUUUCACUGGUCGAUCUUGCUGGUAGUGAAAGAGCCUCAUCAACAGAAGCUACAGGAGACCGGUUGAAGGAAGGAGCAAAUAUCAAUCUCAGUUUAUCCAACUUGGGUAAUGUCAUUAAUGCCCUUGUGAAGAAAACAAACUUUGUACCAUACAGAAAUUCAAUCCUGACUCGGUUAUUGAAAGAUUCCAUUGGAGGUAAUGCAUUUUGUGUAAUGAUAUCAUGUGUUUCUUCAGCAGAUGUAAAUAGUGAAGAGACCUUGAGCACUCUCUACUUUUCUGAUAGAGCCAAGCAAAUUAAGAACAAACUCAGAGUUUCUAGAGGAGAUCCAAGGUUAGAAAAGAUUGCUGAGCUUUUAGAAAACGAAAAGAAGCUGAAGGCUAGAAUUGAGGAAUUAGAAAAGAAGCUUGCCAACUGUGAAGGUGGAGGUAAAAAGGGUUGUUGUACUAUCAUGUAA
Molecule: messenger RNA, 1170 nt
Organism: Naegleria gruberi
Lineage: Eukaryota; Heterolobosea; Eutetramitea; Acrasida; Naegleriidae
Product: kinesin
Exons: 2
Coding region: 1-1170 (389 amino acids)
Biological process (GO): mitotic spindle organization; microtubule-based movement
Molecular function (GO): microtubule binding; microtubule motor activity; ATP binding
Source: RefSeq, a predicted model, not a curated record